Molecule: messenger RNA, 2872 nt
Organism: Clupea harengus (Atlantic herring)
Lineage: Eukaryota; Metazoa; Chordata; Actinopteri; Clupeiformes; Clupeidae
Gene: scyl2
Product: SCY1-like protein 2
Exons: 3
Coding region: 433-1050 (205 amino acids)
Biological process (GO): protein phosphorylation
Molecular function (GO): ATP binding; protein kinase activity
Source: RefSeq, a predicted model, not a curated record
AAUGACCAAGCAGAUACAAGACAAUGUCUGGCAAAAUCCUGUGAAACAUGCUUUAUCCUGUGCACACACGACAGUGUUAUAUUGUUAAUAUAACCAAAUCUCUAAAGUUUGUUUUGUAUGUGUUUUUGGGAGUUGAUUUUAAAUGAACAUAGGUCUACUGGUUAGGAUGGUUCUGUAGUUUUUUUUAGGAUUUCAAGAAUCUCCCCUCUUUCCUAGAUUGAUGACAUCUUUGGUGGCAAUUCUAUCAAUGGCAGAGAAGUCAACUCCCCCAUAAGUGCCACAUCCAGAGUGUCACUCACAUUGGAAGAGAAACAGAGAUUAGCCAAGGAACAGGAACAGGCAUCCAAACUGAGGAACCAGCAACCCCUUGAACCCAAGAGUGUAAAAGCAGCCACACCCAUCACACAGACCAAGGACCUUACCAGCAGUUUAAUGAACAACAUGACGACAUUGGGCCACUUGGCUUUAAACAGUACUCCUACGUCGACACCUGCUCAGAGCAGCAGAAUAUCAACUGCCUUCCCUGUGACUGCUGCUAAGAGUGGCAUGGGCGCCGCCAUGGAUCCCAUGAGUAACGGUCUGAGUGCACCCAUGCGUUUCCCAUCAGUGGGCUUGGGUCUGGGCAUAUCUCCAGCCACGCCAGCCAUGUACGGAGGCGGCAUGGCCACCACAACCAGCACACCCAACUUCAGCUCUCUGACACAGAACCCACCCCAGAUCUCUGCCAGAUCUCCAGACUUGUCUGCCUUGGACUCUCUCUUCGUCUCCAACAAGCCUAAAGUCAGCAUGAAUCAAAUGGCCCCGACAUCCAACCAACCCCCCUGGCUGAACCAGUUCGGGCUGAGCCAUCCUUCUCAGACUGCGCCCAUGCAAGCGACUACCCUGGGUAUGACAUCAGUGCAGAGUGGCUUUGGUAUGCAGGCCAAUCCCUUUUUCAAUCCCCAUAACUUUGCCCAGCCAGCUGUGAGCACAUCAUCAGCGCUGUCCAGCGCCGGCCCGAUCAAACACAGCACCUCUGUCAGCAACGAUCUGAAGGACCUCUUUGGAUGAACCUUGGAAAGACCAUGCACAGAGGAGGUCGAGUAAUAAGUGAGAGGUGGAGGAUUGGCUGUGUUACUGAAGUUUUUGGUCUUACUUGAACUGUAUUUCCUCUCAAUUAAUAUAUGAUAUGCUUUGGUCCAGUUAAGAUUAUUUUGUUGUUGUUGUUGUUGCGCUGUGUAAAUCUUUUUGUACAGAACGUUCGAUUCUCACGGCAAUGGUUCAGCAUUGGGAGAUGCACGAAAGGCUACCAUAUGUGCAGAUAUAUAUACGGUAUAAAAUCCACCAUAAAUCGGUCAUGUGAUUUGUAAUUGCCUGACAGAUAGGCACACAGAAAAGGCUUUGAUACAAAGACACACAAAUGUUGAGACAAUUUCUUACGUAUGUUCAUUUUGAUAUAGUGCUUUGGUGUUAGUUUUAUUAUAUUUCAUCUUUGCCCCUGAUUUUUUUUUUUCUCAUUCAUAUUUUUGAGUCAUAUCUUUGAAGUGAGAAGAUUGUGGAUGCUUGAAAUCAGGUCAAGCUUUUGAGGGGCAUCCAGGACAGGGGUCCGGCGAGGCUGUUGGAGGCUGAUCACCUUUGCAUAGAUAAUGCUGAUGCUGUAGUGAACAAUCGAAUCUGAGUGUUAGACAGGAAGUUAUAUCCGAGUGUGAAGUUGUGUUUAAUAUAACCACUGUCUGAUGUGCUCCAUUGAUUUUGAAAAGAAUGUAUUCACUUGCAUUUGAUUGCAUUUACCAUCUGAGUCCCAGUGGCCAUAGCUAGUCUGUCCUGUAUAGAUCAGUUUCUCAUUGACUCCUGUUCACCUGAAAUCUAGCUCAAAUAUCUCUUCAGAGUAAUGACCUGUGCAUCUUAAAUGGAUAUUCAGUGUAGUGUUAUCACAUCAUUCAUGCUAAAACUUGGUUCAAUCUGUUUCCCUUGCUUUUACAUCUUGGUUGAUGGUUAUGACUGUCAUGCUACUGCAAAAUGUAAUGAGGACACAUUCACCAUUUUAUUCCAUAGGAUCACCUGCCUAUUCAAUUCUAUUCGGUCUCCAGAUCACCACCACCUGUCACAUGGCAGCCAUCUUAAAAGCUGUCUGUAAUUGUUUGUUUUUAAUAUACCAGUUAAACGAUAUGUUCAAGACUACAAGUUUGCCUCUUGUUCACAUGUACCAGUUCGAUUUGGUUGAUUGUAUUCAUACACUCUAUUUUUUAAGGUAGAAUUGAUCGGGUGUAUAUUUAUCAAGGCAAUUCCUAACUCCUUCCAUUCCUCCAAUUCUGCUAUCAAUCCAAACUGAUUAGGACAUUCCGUAAUUCCUUCUGUAAUAAUGACAAGAUAAACCGCCUCCUGAGAGGCCUGAAGUUUCAGAUUAAAUGACUAGAUAAACCACCUCCUGAGAGGCCUGAAGUUUCAGAUUAAUUGACUUUAGCAUUGGUGGGCCAGUCAAGUGAGAACUGAGUGACGCCCAUGAGCUGGAUCCUAUCAUAUGUGCUGAUUAUUGGGGUCCAAUAGAGGUUCAAUCUGGCUGUGGGAUGUUAUGUGUAGUUUAGGGGCACUAUGUGUGCGGGUGACCUUAGUGUUGCACAGUAGCACCAUCACAGUACCACUGUGGUCUGACAUCAGUAAAAGCUCUCAACUCAUACAAGAAGAGGAAUUUAUCUUGUGUUUAUCAGUUAAUAUUCACCCAGAGAAAAGAGCAGUACAAUUAUUAGAAUGUGUAAUGCUUCAUUUCAUCAUUAUUACAAUUUAUUUUCAUCAUGAAAAUUGUUCAGAUACUGCCACCAUGUUAGUUUGGUCUUUACGACUUUUCUCAUCCAUAAUCUAUGAGAAUAAAACAAUAAAAAUCUCUUUUCUGGUC